UUUAAUCGUUGCCCCUCAAAUCAUUAAUGGCAUCUUCUCCAAAUAUUGUAGUUUUCUUGCAUUAUAGUAGUAGUUGUCUCUUCCAACACCAAACAUUAUAAUUUGUUGUUUCUAUCUCCCUUUUCAAUCUUGACGACUUAAUUGUUUAAAGCAAAGUUGAUUGAAGAUAAAAAUGACUCAAGCUUUAUGUGGUAGUGAUCAUGAAUUUGAGGUGAAGUUCAAGUCUUUGUUGUACAAGAUGUUCUGGGAUUUCGGCUUGGGUUGUGUUAUCCCCCGCCGCGAGAAGAGUCUGGAUCACAACAAGGCGUGGUUACUGGCGGAUGCCGGCGGCUGCGCGGCGGAGGAGCCGCACUCGGUUCACUCCUCUUUUAGGUUCAGCUUGUGCUCUCAGGUUGAGCUGGAUUCCAUGACUCUGAAUAAAAGCAACACUGCUGCCACAGUUUUAAUGGUGAAUUUGUGUAAAUCACAAGAUUUGAAAUGGAAAAGAAUUGAGUCUUUGGAGAGAAGAAGGGCAAAUUCUCUGAUUAGGUUCAGCUACGCUGAUAUUCUCUCCGCCACCAGAAAUUUCUCCAAAGGUAGAGUGUUGGGGAGAGGGGCGUUGAGCUGUGUGUUUAGAGGGAGAUUGGGAUUCAUGAGGACUGCAGUGGCGAUCAAGAGGUUGGAUAGGGAAGAUAAGGAGGCUUCGAAGGCGUUUUGCCGGGAAUUGAUGAUUGCUAGCUCUUUGCAUAACCCUCACAUUGUUCCACUGCUAGGCUUUUGUAUGGAUGCUGAGAUGGGCUUGUUUUUGGUGUACAAGUAUGUCUCCGGUGGAAGCUUGGACCGAUUUUUGCAUGAGAAGAAGAGGGCUGUGACUGUGAAGGGUAGUCCGGCUCUUCCAUGGCCGGUUAGGUACAAGGUGGCCGUUGGGAUUGCUGAGGCAAUCAACUACUUGCAUAAUGGAACGGAAAGAUGUGUUGUUCAUAGGGAUAUAAAGCCCUCUAACAUCCUCGUUUCCUCUAAGAAGACGCCUAAAUUGUGUGACUUUGGCUUGGCAACGUGGACUUCUGCGCCCUCGGUACCAUUCCUAUGCAAAACUGUCAAAGGAACGUUCGGGUACCUGGCUCCCGAAUAUUUCCAGCACGGGAAAGUGUCGGAUAAAACUGAUGUCUAUGCCUUUGGCGUCGUGCUCUUGGAACUCAUUACUGGUAGGAAACCGAUCGAGUCUAGCAGAGGGCCGGGAGAAGAGAAUUUGGUUCAGUGGGCAAAGCCCCUGCUGCAGCAAGGAGGUGUAGAAAAGCUGCUAGAUCCACGGCUAGGAUUCACCCCGAAGAGCAUGAGUCAAGUCACGCGGAUGGCACGAGCUGCGGCCGCUUGCAUAAACAACGAGUUGAGGAGGCCCGAGAUGGGAAAGAUUGUCACAAUAUUGAAGGGAAAAGAAUCCACGUUCUUAACCAGAAGCAACACUCUUCGUAACAGUGGUGUGACCGAUUCUCACCGCGAAUUGUUGCAAACGAAGACUGAUAUGAAGAAUCAUUUUGCGUUGGCCAUGCUCGGGGUCGAGCUUGACGACGAAGACAGCCUUUAUCGUUGGUGAUACAUCGGCCUCACAUUUCUCAGUUUAGGUUGAUUUUUGUACGGAAAGCCAACUUGAAUGCAUAGGAAGUGGCUUAAUUUGA
Messenger RNA from Salvia hispanica, 1655 nucleotides. Its product is annotated as putative serine/threonine-protein kinase PBL7. Gene Ontology annotation, molecular function: ATP binding; protein kinase activity. Gene Ontology annotation, biological process: protein phosphorylation. Lineage: Eukaryota; Viridiplantae; Streptophyta; Magnoliopsida; Lamiales; Lamiaceae. The record is from RefSeq and is a predicted model, not a curated record.